AUGUCAGUUCUGCAGCUUGCCAUUAAUCUCACGAAUCAACAGCUUCGAGUUGUCGACCACCAGCUUGCUCCCAUACACAAUCUCUCGAAACAGCUCGUGCUUGGGCCACUACUAGAACAAUUUCAUUUGGCUUCUUUUCUUUCAUUCUCAUAUCUAUUUCUUCACCCACCGCUUCAGUUCUCCAUUUUAUUCACCUUCUACUGCGCAAUACGCUGGCUGCUACCAGACGAGCGGACGAGCGACUGCUACCAGACGCCGGCUGAACACGACGGCUACGGUAGACGGAUCGGCUUGGAUCUGCUGGGUGUGGGACUCGUCAGUGCAAUACGCCGCCACGAGAAUGGUCGAACUUCGUGGACUGAGCCGCGAGGUGCUGCGCAGACCGAACAAGGGCUGAAGGGAAAAACACCGGCGAAGCGCCACUGGUGCGACGGCGACCGAGUAAAGGCAGCGUUGGGGAGGAAUUUUUUGCUCGAAUUUCUCUGA
This is a messenger RNA of Striga asiatica, 486 nucleotides long. NCBI's taxonomy places the organism in Eukaryota, Viridiplantae, Streptophyta, Magnoliopsida, Lamiales, Orobanchaceae. The record is from the annotation of a GenBank genome assembly.